CUAUAAAAAGUUAUAAAUAUCAGUAAUCCCUAAGAAAGACGUGUAAAUUAUAAUCAGCUUUAUUUGUGUAAAAUUUCUUUUUGAAAUUUUAAAUUUUUACUUUAAUAUCAAAGCGUUCUAAAUAGUUUCAAAAAAAAAAUUGUUGUAUAAAAAAGGAAAAUAUUUAGAAAAAUUUAAGGCAUUCACGAAUAAGUUUCAACCAAAAUGGUUGAAUUAAUUAAAAUAACUGCGAUUUGUGUAUUGCUGAUUGGAUCUGUUUUGUGCCUGCCGGUUCAACAAGUGAAAAAAAGUGAAGAGGAGCAUCAAAAUGAAACAUCAGCAGAUGACAUUGAGAGUGUAUUGGAAUACGAAAGGUAUUUGAAAGAAGUUGUGCAAGCGUUAGAAAGUGAUCAAGAGUUUAGGAAAAAAUUAGAUAAAGCACCAGAAGCAGAUAUAAGAAGUGGGAAAAUAGCUCAAGAAUUAGAAUAUGUUAGUCAUCAUGUACGCUCAAAAUUGGAUGAAAUCAAACGAAAAGAAUUAGAAAGAUUAAGAGCUCUAGCAACUAAACAGUUUGAAUUAUCAAAUGACAUUGAUAGAAAUCAUUUAAAAGUACCAGAACAUGUGGACCAUAGGAAUGAACAUACAUUUGAAAUUGAGGAUUUAAGAAAAUUAAUUUUUAAAACGACACAGGAUUUAGCAGAGGUAGAUAAACAAAGGCGAGAAGAAUUUAAACAAUAUGAAAUGCAAAAAGAAUUUGAAAAGCAAUCUGUUUUAAAUGAACUUGAAGAAGAAGAUAGAAAGAAAUAUGAAGAAGAAAUCAGAAAACAGAAAGAAAAACAUGAUAAGCACGAAAAAAUACAUCAUCCCGGUAAUAGGGCUCAAUUGGAAGAGGUUUGGGAGAAACAGGAUCACAUGGAAGGAGUUGACUUUGAUCCAAAAACAUUCUUUAUGAUGCAUGAUGUUGAUAGUAAUAGAGUAUGGGACCAAAAUGAGCUUAAAGCACUUUUUGUAAGAGAGUUAGAUAAAUUAUACCAAUCUGGACUGCCGGAAGAUGAUAUGAGAGAAAGAGCUGAAGAAAUGGAGAGGAUGAGAGAGCAUGUCUUUGCGCAAACAGAUACAAAUCGGGAUGGACUUAUUAGUUUUGAAGAGUUUUUGGCGCAAACAAAAAAGUCUGAGUUUCAGAAGGAUCCGGAAUGGGAUACUGUAGAUAAAGUACCACAGUUUACCCAUGAAGAAUAUUUAGAAUUUGAAAGAAGACGCCAAGAAGAAAUCCAGCGCUUGAUUGCGCAAGGACAAUUGCCACCACAUCCGAAUCUUCCACAUGGGUAUCAUCCAAGGCCAUAUCCGCAAGGCCAGCCCCCAAUUAACCAGGGAUAUCAACAAGGUCAUCCGCAACAAAUGCAGAUUCCUCAACCAGUUCAAUUUAAUCCAAAUCAGCAAUAUGUUGUUCAAAAUCAACCACAACAAUUUGCUCAGCCAAAUCAACAAUUUGCUCAGCCAAAUCAGCAAUUUGCUCAGCCAAAUCAACAAUUUGUUCAGCAAAAUCCACAAUUUCCCCAGCAGGGCCAGCAGCAAUAUCCUCAACAAAAUCAGCAAUUUAACCAACCACAAGCACAACAACAAGGUCAACAGUUUGCCCAGCAAUAUAAUCCAAAUGCUGGACAACAACCUCAGCAACAAAAUCAGCAACCACAACAACAGCAAAACCAACAACCAUCCUCACAACAAAAUCAGCAACCACAACAACAACAAUAUAAACAACCACCUCAGCAACAAAAUCAACAACCACAACAACAACAAUAUCAACAACCACCUCAGCAACAGCCUCAAUACCAAUCACCGCCACAACAACCCCAACAAAAUCAACAAGCAGGAAGGCAGAAUUAACUUUUCAAUUAAAAAUUUUUAUCUGAGAUUUAGAUAAAAAUUUAAUUAAUAUUGCAUUUGUUUUUUAUUUAAAGGAAAUACUGUUGUAAAUACAUUUUGGUUUCUAAUAAAAAUUAAUUUCGAUAA
Messenger RNA from Condylostylus longicornis, 1992 nucleotides. RefSeq names its product nucleobindin-2 (gene NUCB1). The transcript has 7 exons. NCBI's taxonomy places the organism in Eukaryota, Metazoa, Arthropoda, Insecta, Diptera, Dolichopodidae. Gene Ontology annotation, molecular function: calcium ion binding. The coding region runs from base 205 to 1866 and encodes 553 amino acids. The record is from RefSeq and is a predicted model, not a curated record. Gene Ontology annotation, cellular component: extracellular exosome; endoplasmic reticulum-Golgi intermediate compartment.